CACUGGAAGCCCAGAGGAGCCGCCAAGGCUGCGCUGAUUGGCAGUGUCAACAGUGCAACGCGAGGCUGGACGUUGAACUCUGGAAGAGACGCUGGCAAAAUCCCUGCCCAGAGCAGGGAAGGGCCCUCCGCUGCCGCCUCUCCCCGUCUCCUGCGACGGGACCCGACAGAAGCCCGCUCUCGCCUGUCUCCUGGAGCUCCACCUGUUGUCGGGCUCAGUUGCGAAGGGGACUUCUGGGGCCUGUUUCGAGGGGUACAGGGAGGAAAGGCUUCGAAAGAGCCCCCGCUUUUCUCCCUCGACGCGAUGCCCGUGGCGGGCGCUCUGAGGGCCAAAUUCCGACGGAGGCGCAGCCCCGCGGAGGACAAGGUCUCCAUCCUCGAGCGGGAGGAACGGCGGGAAGUGGAGGCCCCGACGGUUCCCGAAGGCCAGCCUGAAGCAGAGGAGCUGGUUGGUUGCGCCUCCAAAACGGUGGCCUUUGCCGUCCUGCCGGACAACUACCAGCCUCUCGCUUGGGACGGCGAGCAGCAGCCACUGCCGCCAAGGAAAACGGAGCGCGCAAGUAAGGCGCGCAAGAAGAGACUUAAAAAAUACGGCAAGAAUGUGGGCAAAGUGUUGCAGAAAGGAUGCAGCUAUUUGAUCCUUGGCCUGCAGGGUUUGGCCAGAGCCUACACUUCACCACUUGGCUUGGCUGUUUGGACGGGUACAUCAGCACGAUAGAUCUUACUACUUUUUGAGGGGGACAAGGAGGACAAAGACAACAACAACAGCAACACAACUGAGGAGUGCAGCAAUUUCUUCUUUGCAUAUAUAUGCUUCAUCUUCUGUAAAUGCCCCAAUUUGUCAAAGGAGGACUAAGGAAAAUUGAUCCAGUUGCGCGUUUUUUUAUAAAACGUUUAGCUGUUUUCAAGUUUUCAUGAUUCUCAAAGUGCUUUAAUAUCAAUCAAUUAAAAUGAACAUGUAAUGCCAAAGGUACAAAACUAAUUAACUGGUUCAGAUUUAAACAUAUAAUACUCUUGGGGAAAAUUAAUCAGUCCAUUCAAAAGAAUGGUGAAAAAAGGAAAAGAUAAAAGAUGGUGGGAGAAAGAGUAGGCAAGUGGAGAGAAAUUAAGGAAAUAGAAGAGAAGUAAUUGCCUUUUUGGCAAGACCACAUUGCCAUCAAAAUGCUGGUCGAUGAUCUGAGAUACAAGCACUAAAAGCUUCUCCAAAAUGCCAUGUUAGGAAAGGUUGUAAUAGCAUAGCAUCUGUAUGUUCAACCAGAGGAGUAUUGUGAGUAGCAGACCAACUAAGAAGGGUUGAAGAAGAAUGGGGACUCCAAAAGAGAAAUUAAUUCCCCCCCCCCAAAAAAAACAUUCAGAUAUGGUUCAUGAAUUUUUCAUAUAGUACCCAAUAUAGGCUCUCCUUAUGAAGUGAAGAAACUUGCAGUUUUACUGUCUGGAAUGAACUGUCACCCAUGUAUUUUUUAAAAAUCAAGUAGAGUAGUGAUGAAGAAGACUGGGGUAAGACUGUGUAGCAGAGACUGAGGGAGCAAAUCAGGAGAAUGGUAUUGAAAGAUCAGAAUGUGGAGUCCUUCAGUGUGUCUGGUCGAUAGUCCUCUCAGUUUCAGAGUCCACAUGAAUAGAGCAGAGAUACAGCAGGUUCGGUUUUCACCAUUCAGCAGAGAUUCUGGGCAAUCUGCUUCUUUAUAGGGGACAUAGACGGAGGCAUUUUUGCUAAAAUAGCUUCUAUCCUCAUUGCUUUAAUGUAGAGGUGAAAGGUAUGCUUACCCUUCUAGAUGAUUUGUGUCUUUGCUCUUUCCCAUUUGUUUUUCUGUAAGAUGCUCUACUUGAGUAUUCUGGGAGUGAAGUCCCCCCAUCUUAAAGUUGCCAAAGUUGAGAGACACUGAGCUAUUGGAAUAGAUAGCAUUUCUCUAGAACCCUCUAGUGAUGAAAGAGACUCAACAGGCCAACACUGAAUUACCAGUCCAAAGUAAUUAUGCUGCUUGGGAAUAUACUUGCAGAGGAACUAAGGCUUAGUUUCUAAGAAAAGGGAGAGAAAACUCCUCUCUGUAGGGACUUCAAUUCACCCAAAAUUUCCAAGGAGAUGUCAAAUGUAUAUGAAUGCCAUGGAUAGCUCUGCUUCAUUGUCCAAGCUCUGGAAUUGUUACAGCAGCAGCCCAAAUCUCUUAUAGAUGGAUUUUAUGUUGCCUGCCUAUGUAGGACAGACAUUUGUAUUACAAUAUUUAAUAACAUUUAUCUUUAUGAGAUGGUUCAGAAAUCAAAAGUAAUCAGAUGUAUCUCUCACUGGAAAAGUAUGAAGCUUGGGCUAACAGCCUGGAUGAACUAGUUCUCUCAUCUAUGUAGAGGAAAGAUUCCAGUUUUUCUAUUCCCAAAUGAUAUGUUUCUGCUUAAAUAACAUUCAUUUCCAUGCUUUUUUUUUGCUUGCCUCUGCUUUCAGUAUAUGUUUCAGAAUUUAUUUUGUAUAACUGUUUAAAGGCUGUAUUGUGUUUAGGUUGUUAAUAAACAUAUCUGUUAACAAAAUGAUUUACAAAGGAAAAUUAAAGACAUUUAACCAAUUAA
Molecule: messenger RNA, 2555 nt
Organism: Thamnophis elegans (Western terrestrial garter snake)
Lineage: Eukaryota; Metazoa; Chordata; Lepidosauria; Squamata; Natricidae
Gene: C4H1orf115
Product: chromosome 4 C1orf115 homolog
Exons: 2
Coding region: 304-717 (137 amino acids)
Source: RefSeq, a predicted model, not a curated record